Molecule: messenger RNA, 1260 nt
Organism: Carcharodon carcharias (great white shark)
Lineage: Eukaryota; Metazoa; Chordata; Chondrichthyes; Lamniformes; Lamnidae
Product: leucine-rich repeat-containing protein 20-like
Exons: 5
Coding region: 185-706 (173 amino acids)
Molecular function (GO): protein binding
Source: RefSeq, a predicted model, not a curated record
ACCCUGUAAAGUAUGUGCUAGCAGAUGAGAAACAUCAGCUGUGUGAUUUGGACUCCUGUCAUUUCGAUGUAGGAGGCCACUUUGUGUUAUAUGUUUCACUGUUUUAAGAAACCUGUCGAUAAUUUCCUUUAGAUUUCAAACCGUUUUGUUGCUGCUCCUUUGAAGUCUGUGUGUCGUGGAGACAAUGGCGAAAGAUGCAGCAAGAGUCGCUCGGAUAGUCAAUGAGGCGGUGGAGGAGGGCAGGAGCUCAUUGGACCUGUCGAACUGCAAACUAACCAGUUUUCCAGUUGCACUCUUCAAGGUUAUGAGGGAUGUACUGGCGAACAUUCAGUUCAUUUCACUGGAAAACAAUGAACUGAAAUUCAUCUCCAGUGAUUUUAUGACCAACUUUAACCAGCUCCGGGAAUUAAACCUUGCAGGUAAUGAACUGAAAAAGCUCCCUGAUGAAGUCAAAGCUUUGGCACACUUGACAACCAUUAAUCUAGCAAGGAAUAAAUUCUCUGUCUUCCCACACCAACUAACUGAACUGAAAACACUGCAAGUGAUUAAUCUGGAGGCGAAUGAGAUCACUGAGAUACCGGUUCAGAGCCUGGCGUCUAUGCCCUUCCUCAAGUUGCUGAAUAUGAAAGCAAACCCUUUGAGGAGUGAAACCCAGACUACUCAGCAGACAGUAUUAUCAUUUGAACUACUGACAGCAGAUGAAUAAACAGUUAUGUGGAUUAGACAUCAGAGCUUGUUUGGAGUGAGCAAUGCCACUGGUUCAAGGGUAUGUCCCUGGAAUACAGGAUUGUGUGUAGCAAAAUGUGGCUUUUCACAAAAGGAGGAAAUCCCACUGUGCCAAUCCAGGAAUAAUUGGAUGGUUCAAAUAAGUCAGUGUGAAUGAAGCAGUGGCUGCACUAAAGUCUCCUGGAGCCUUGUAUUCAUUGAUAGUGGCAGCUUUGAGUUUUCUUCUGAAAUGAAGCAAUUAGAUUGUUAACUAUUCUGAUUUACGAUGAUGUGAUGAUAAAGUACUUGGAUUUGACAUUAUUUUGACGUGACUGUAGUAAAGGUAAAAGGGAUUUGCUUUCUGUCCUCAGUUGUCUGUCACUCUGAGGAGUUCAUUAUUUAAAUAUCUUUUCCAGUGUAAAAUGGGGAGCACUUAACAGUUUCUCCUUUAAACUGUUGAUGUAAAAUUGUUACUGCAUGAUGGUUAAUAGUUAUGGUUUUGCAGUAAAAUUAUAAUUAAGCAUUGUGCUGAUUGAAUUAAAGAGCUGAUGUGUU